Messenger RNA from Scedosporium apiospermum, 879 nucleotides. RefSeq lists its product as uncharacterized. The record is from RefSeq and is a predicted model, not a curated record. Bases 1 to 879 code for a protein of 292 amino acids. Lineage: Eukaryota; Fungi; Ascomycota; Sordariomycetes; Microascales; Microascaceae. The transcript has 3 exons.
AUGAAGGCUUCUCUCGCUCUUGCCGUGGCCAAUGCCAUGCUUGCUCUCGCCAGCCCCGUCCACAAGCGUCUCUACGUCACCGAUCUCGACAUUAAGACCGUCACGGUCUUCGUCUACCCCGACGGUUCCCCUGCUACUCACCUUGGCCCUCAGCCCACCGACAAGGCUUUCGUUGUCUUCGAGAACAUCGCGAACCCCCAACCUACCCCCGAACCCCAGCCCGAGCCCACUCCUGCUCCUGCCCCCGAGCCUGAACCGGAGCCGGCGCCCGUUGCUGAGCCCGAGCCUGCUCCCGUCGUCGAGACCCCUGUCGAGCAACCCACCGCCGAACAGCCCCAGGCGCAGCCUGAGCCCGUCCAGGCUGCUCCUGCUGGCAGCGCCCAGGAAGCCUCGCUCAAUGCCCACAACGUCCACCGCUCCAACCACUCCGCCCCCGCCGUGACCUGGGAUAGCAACCUUGCUUCGUACGCCCAGCAGCUCGCCAACACUUGCAACUACGGCCAUGACACUAAAAUUGGUGGCGGUGGUUAUGGCCAGAACAUUGCCAUGUCCGCUUCUACUGGCGAUCUCCCCGGUGACGCCGAUGCCCUCCAGCGCGCCAUCACUGGUCUCUGGUACAACGACGAGUUCAGCUUGUACCCCAGCUUCGGUGCCAACCCCGACAUGACCAACUUCGAGAAGUGGGGCCACCUUUCUCAGAUUGUCUGGGCCAGCACCACGACCAUCGGCUGCGCUAUCUCCUACUGCGAAGCCGGCCAGCUUGCUAGCGGCAUGCGUGGCUGGUUCGCCGUCUGCAACUACGGCCCUGCCGGAAACGUUCCUGGCGCGUACGCCGAGAACGUCAAGGUUCCCCUCGGCAACCCCACCGUCCUUGCGUAA